Molecule: messenger RNA, 1500 nt
Organism: Colletotrichum spaethianum
Lineage: Eukaryota; Fungi; Ascomycota; Sordariomycetes; Glomerellales; Glomerellaceae
Product: glucose-6-phosphate 1-dehydrogenase
Exons: 7
Coding region: 1-1500 (499 amino acids)
Biological process (GO): glucose metabolic process; pentose-phosphate shunt, oxidative branch
Cellular component (GO): cytosol
Molecular function (GO): glucose-6-phosphate dehydrogenase activity; NADP binding
Source: RefSeq, a predicted model, not a curated record
AUGGCCGACCACAGCUCCGCCGCAGCUUCCAUGGAGCUCAAGGACAACACCGUCAUCGUUGUUCUCGGUGCCUCCGGAGAUUUGGCGAAGAAGAAGACCUACCCUGCGUUGUUCGGCCUGUACCGAAACCAGUUCCUCCCCAAGGACAUCAAGAUUGUCGGAUAUGCACGGACAAAGAUGGACCAUGAGGAAUACAUCCGUCGCAUCAGAUCCUACAUGAAGACCCCCACAAAGGAGAUUGAGCAGCAGCUCAAUGAUUUCUGCAACCUCUGCACCUACGUCUCCGGCCAGUACGACAAGGACGACUCAUUCCUUAACCUGACCAAGCACCUCGAGGAGCUUGAGCAGGGCAAGCCCGAGACUCACCGUCUCUUCUACAUGGCGCUCCCCCCACACCUGAAGAAGUGCUGCUAUCCUACCAAGGGUAUUGCACGCGUCGUUAUUGAGAAGCCCUUCGGCAAGGACCUUGCCAGCUCCCGCGAGCUGCAGAAGUCUCUUGAGCCCGACUGGAAGGAGGAGGAGCUCUACCGCAUUGACCACUACCUCGGCAAGGAGAUGGUCAAGAACAUCCUCAUCCUCCGCUUUGGUAACUCCUUCUUCGGCUCUACCUGGAACAGGCAGAACAUCGAUAAUGUCCAGAUCACCUUCAAGGAGCCCUUUGGCACUGAAGGCCGUGGCGGCUACUUCGACGAGUUCGGCAUCAUCCGCGAUGUCAUGCAGAACCACUUGCUGCAGGUUCUCACCCUGCUCGCCAUGGAGCGCCCCAUCUCUUUCGCCUCUGAGGAUAUCCGUGACGAAAAGGUGCGCGUCCUCCGCGCCAUGCCCGCCAUUGAGCCCAAGAACGUCAUCAUUGGCCAGUACGGCAAGUCUCUGGACGGCAGCAAACCGUCGUACAAGGAGGAUGACACCGUUCCCAAGGACUCGAGAUGCCCCACCUUCUGUGCCCUCGUCGCCUACAUCAAGAACGAGCGCUGGGAUGGCGUUCCUUUCAUCAUGAAGGCCGGUAAGGCCCUGAAUGAGCAGAAGACCGAGAUCCGAAUUCAGUUCAAGGACGUUACCUCGGGUAUCUUUAAGGACAUUCCCCGUAACGAGCUUGUCAUGCGCAUUCAGCCUAACGAGAGCGUCUACGUCAAGAUGAACUCCAAGCUUCCCGGUCUCAGCAUGCAGACUGUCGUCACCGAGCUUGACCUGACCUACCGCCGUCGCUUCUCCGACCUCAAGAUCCCAGAGGCCUACGAGUCGCUGAUUUUGGACUGCCUCAAGGGCGACCAUUCCAACUUUGUCCGUGACGACGAGUUGGAUGCCAGCUGGAGAAUGUUUACUCCUCUGCUGCACUACCUUGACGACAACAAGGAGAUUAUCCCCAUGGAGUACCCUUACGGAUCCCGUGGACCUGCUGUCCUCGAUGACUUCACCUCUUCUUAUGGCUACAAGUUUAGUGACGCGGCUGGUUACCAGUGGCCCACAACCUCUGCUCAGGCCGCCCCCAACAAGUUGUAA